Messenger RNA from Hordeum vulgare subsp. vulgare (domesticated barley), 1452 nucleotides. RefSeq names its product acetylserotonin O-methyltransferase 1-like. Gene Ontology annotation, biological process: methylation. The transcript has 2 exons. Gene Ontology annotation, molecular function: S-adenosylmethionine-dependent methyltransferase activity; protein dimerization activity; O-methyltransferase activity. Lineage: Eukaryota; Viridiplantae; Streptophyta; Magnoliopsida; Poales; Poaceae. Bases 99 to 1208 code for a protein of 369 amino acids. The record is from RefSeq and is a predicted model, not a curated record.
GAGCAGGACUGCACACAUACAGAUACAACCACAUCAACCAAAGCUAGCUUUUGCAUUUCAUUUGCUGUGAACUCAGGUAAGGUAGGUAGCUAGGCACCAUGACGCUCAAGCUGUUGAUGGAAGUGAGCCCGCAGGAGCUGCUGGAGGCUCUGGCCGAGCUCCAGAACCACGUGCUCGGCUACGUCAAGGCGACGUCGCUCAAGUGCGCCGUCGACCUCGGCGUCCCGGCCGCCAUCCAUAAGCGCGGCGGCACCGCCACCCUGGCCGACAUCGCGACCGACGCCAAGGUGCACCCGGCCAAGGUCGCCGACCUCCGGCGCAUGAUGGCGCUGCUCACCGCCUCGGGCAUCUUCACCACCACCGCCGAGGACGGCGACGGCGCGGCCGAUGACACGGCCGCCGUGCAGUACGGGCUGACGACGACGGGCCGGUUCCUCGUCGGCUGGCGCAACCUGUCCCCCGUGGCGCCCUUCUUCGUGAACCCUCUCAUCGUCUCCUCCUUCUUCGACCUGCCUGGCUGGCUCAGGAGCGAGCCGGCGCCGGCCGGCGCCGGCUCCCUCUUCGAGCAGGCGCACGGCUGCUCCCGGCAGGAGAUGGCGCGCAAGGACGCCGGGUUCGGCACCGUGCUGAGGGACGCCAUGACCGCCGACAGCGAGCUCUUCCUGGAAGUCAUUAUUGUUGACAAGGGCCGCAUCUUCCGCGGCGUCACCUCCCUCGUCGACGUCGGCGCCGGCAACGGCGCCGGCACGCGGGUGGUCGCCAAGGCGUUCCCGCGCAUCAAGUGCACCGUGCUGGACCGUCCUCAAUCCCUCGGCCAGGCGGCCGACGCCGGCGACGACAACCUGCGUUUCGUGGCCGGUGACAUGUUUGAAUCCAUUCCGCCGGCGGAUGCUGUCCUGCUCAAGAAUGUUUUGCAUGACUGGGGCCACGACGACUGCGUCAAGAUACUUCAACGUUGCAAGGAAGCCAUCCCGGCGAGGAGCGCCGGAGGGAAGGUGAUAAUCAUAGAUAUGGUAAGAGGGUCUCUCCUCGGCGAUAAGAAGAUCGCCGAAAUGGAAGCCAUGCAGGACAUGUUCGCGAUGUGCACCAACGGGGUUGAACGGGACGAGAGCGAGUGGAAGAGGAUCUUUUCCGAUGCUGGAUUCGGCCAAGAUUACAAGAUCAUGCCGGUGUUAGGCCCCUUGUCAGUAAUUGAGAUCUACCCAUGAAAAGCUGGAAACUAGACCAUAUACUAAUGGACACCAUAUGUUGCACGUAUACAUGAACUACAAUAGGUUUAUUUGUAUGAGCGCAUGAACUAUAUAUGUGUGCUGUUAAUAACCAGGCUGCCUUGUUAAACAUGCCUGUAUUGCCGUUUUUAUGCCUUCUGUUAAAUGAGCGUAGCACUUUCUAGAAUAUGUUGCUGUAUUUUGUCAUGCUAUAUGUCAUGUUCAGGUCGAUGGUCGGAUUUUA